CUCCACGGCAAGCAGCAGAACUGCCUCGCGAAGCUGUGAUGUCGCCUCGAGGAAAAGAGGCUGCUGAAUCAUCAAGGAAAGGAAAGGAACCGGCUCUCCCAGUUGAUAGUGAAGAGGAGUUUGAUAGUGAAGCAACCGAAACUUCAGAAGGGGAAGAUGAGAAUGAAUCAAGUUCUGAGGAAGUAUCUGGCCUUCCCGAUUCAUUCUUUGAUAGAGGACUUGUAAGGCCUUCUGUCGCUCCGACCCAACCACAAGCUGCUCCAAAGAAACGUAAGGAAAGAGUCGUCAUGGAACAUCCUAACCGGAUGACGGUAGAAGUUCUUAGUUGCGACGAAGAGGAUGAAGAGGAUAUGGUGCCUCUCAUUCGUCGGCAAAUAUCUCGAACUUCUACUCAAGCUCAAACUCAAGUUUCUCCCCGAGCUGAGUUACGCACCAAACAUCGUCAUGAAGGUUCUGGUGCACGCCCUCUGAAGAAACAGAAGAAAGCUGUUUCUAAACCGCGCGUUCAUCUUCCUGCUGUAGAAGAGACAUCCGGUCGUAGUGCUUCUUCUGAUGAGCAAGGGAGUCGAGAGGAAGGAGAAUUGUCAGCUGAUGCUGCUUCUCCCGGAGGUAUGGAAAUUGAGGAAACAAGCUUCGUCCAACAAAUGCAUGAUGCUCUGAAGGAAGGAUCGGCUGAUGUUCCACCCACUCCUGACGUUGAUCCAUCAGCUGCGGACACAGGUACUGAUCUUUCUCCUCUCGGAAGAGAAAUCCGAGAAAUGAAUGAGUCGGACCGUGUGCCUCCUCUAAUGACCUGUGCGCUUUCUCUCCUUUUAGUCAAAUUAAAAGAAGCAGGUACCAGUAGUGGAGCUCUCGAAUCAGCCCCGACCAAUGAAGGUAAAAUCGAUCUUUGUCUUGGGCAGAUUCGUCUAAAUUUACAUGUUAUUUAUGGUUCCUCAUGUUCUUUAGACAUCCCGAUGCACGAGCCUAUUGAAGGAGAAGCUACCCAUGCCACCAAAGUCGAUGAUUUUAAUAAUUUCGACUUUAAUAUCUCAGAGGACGACCAUCAACAAAUCCUUGAUUCUCUGUUAGAGAAAGCCUCUGAUGCAACUAUCGGCUCAGAUGUUGGAAUUGGUUCAACGGAAGCCGGUCCUUCUGAGAGUAAGACUUUGGUUCUGUGAACUCCACAUAUAUAUAUACGUAUAUAUUUUGACUUGAUUAAUCAUAUAAGUGUCUGAAUUAUAGGACCAACUGCUGGAGCUGAUACUACUAUAAUUACUGGAACGUCUGAUCGGCCAGAGGGUAGCGAACUCGUGCCAUGGGCAGGAACUGAGGUUGAUUUGCAAUCAUCAGUUCUUGAGCCUCAACCUUCUACUCCUAUGGACCCUAUGAUGAUAGAAGUCACUGUCACUCCCCAGAUUAGUCCGGUCGCAACAAAAGCGAGACCAACUGAAGGCGUUGGUACGUCGGCUGAUGUUAUGCCUAUUGCUGGUACAUUUUACCCAUAAUUUUGUUUCAAAUUUUGGGUUAACAUCUCAUUAUGCUCAUUGUAACUCCUUCGUUUGUAGAAUCAACUCUUAAAGAGCCUCUUAGCUUGGACCCGCCGUCUUCUGAAGCUUUAAUUGAAAAAGCCUCUGAUGUAGCGGGUGCAUCAACAGCUACCAUUCCUGAAUCAACCUUGGUUGUUCCGGAAAUCAGGUUACCAUCCUCGGGUGAACUAAGUCAUGCUGAAGGUUCUUCCAUCGAACUUGUUCCUUCAUCAUCAUUAUCAGAUCGCAUCCGAGCUUUGUUAGCAGACGAGGAUCCGGAUAAAGCCGGCAUUUGCUCUGAUCUCGAC
This is a messenger RNA of Asparagus officinalis (garden asparagus), 1816 nucleotides long. RefSeq lists its product as uncharacterized. Lineage: Eukaryota; Viridiplantae; Streptophyta; Magnoliopsida; Asparagales; Asparagaceae. Bases 39 to 1160 code for a protein of 373 amino acids. The record is from RefSeq and is a predicted model, not a curated record. The transcript is spliced from 3 exons.